GGGCGGGGCCCGGGGCGGGCAGGAUCUUGGGGGUCUGCAGGAAAGGCCGCGCAGCGAGGCUGGGGCUCGGCCGGGAGAGGGUCCUUCGUGGGGGAACCAAGUUCUGAGGGCUCAGGAGCCGGAGGCCGGGGAGUGAAUUCCGGGUUGAGUGCGCGGAAGGGAGCCUGGGUUGAGACAUGGCUACUGAUUACCAAGCAGGGCACAUGCAACUGCCCAGAGCUGAUGCCAUUCGUUCGCGUCUCAUGGAUACUUUCUCUCUCAUAGAGCAUUUGCAAGGCUUGAGCCAAGCUGUGCCUCGGCACACUCUCCGGGAGAUACUUGAUCCUUCCCUUCAGAAGAAACUUUUGCUGGGAGAUCAGCAUCAGCUAGUGCGAAUAUCCAUAAAGCCUCGACAUGUAGGACGAAUUUCACAUGCCCAGCGAAUGUUGAGCAGGUUGCGUGUGCGCUGCAGUCAGAGGCCACCUCUUUCCUUGUGGGCUGGAUGGGUUCUUGAGAGUUCUCUCUUCACAAAUUUCAUCAUCUUCCUCAUCUUCCUGAAUACAAUCGUACUAAUGGUUGAAAUAGAAUUGCUAGAAUCCACAAAUGCCAAACUGUGGUCAUUGAAGCUGAUUUUGGAGGUGGCAGCGUGGUUUAUCUUGUUUGUUUUCAUCUUAGAGAUCCUUCUUAUGUGGCUAUCAAGCUUUUUCCUCUUCUGGAAGAAUGCCUGGAAUGUAUUUGACUUUAUUGUUACCAUAUUGUCUUUGCUUCCUGAAAUUGUGGUGUUGGGAGGGGUAUCAGGUCAACCUGUGUGGCUCCAGCUGCUAAGGAUCUGCCGGGUGCUGAGGUCUCUCAAACUCUUUGCACGAUUCCGUCAAAUUCGAGUUAUUAUUUUGGCCCUGGUGAGGGCCCUCAAGAGCAUGACCUUCCUCUUGAUGUUGCUGCUCAUCUUCUUCUACAUUUUUGCUGUGACUGGUGUCUACUUCUUUGAGGAUUACACCCGUUCAACUCGCCAGGACCUGGUGUACAACGUGUUCUUCUCAGACCUGUUGAAUUCUGUAGUGACAGUGUUCAUUCUCUUCACCUUGGAUCAUUGGUAUGCACUGCUUCAGGAUGUCUGGAAGGUUCCCGAAGUCAGCCAUGUAUUCAGCAGCAUCUAUGUCAUCCUUUGGUUAUUGCUUGGCUCCAUUAUCUUUAGAAAUAUCAUAGUAGCCAUGAUGGUAACUAAUUUCCAGAAUAUCCGGAAUGAGCUGAGCGAGGAAAUGACGCAUCUGGAGGUUCAGCACAAAGCUGACAUAUUCAAGCGGCAGAUUAUCCAGAGGAGACAAAACCUGUCCCCUGAAGCACUGAGGUCAUUCCAUAGCAAAAUACAUACCAGAAAAACCAGUAAACAAAAGGUAUCUUCGGACUUUGAAACUUCUGAAGGGGAUCACAUAGAGACUGAAUCCAGUGUUGCUGCUGAAGAACCGGCAGAGACUGAGCGCCGUGCUGCUAAAGAUACGGCAAAGGCUAAAUCAAAAACAAAGAAAUCUGUUCCCCGAAAAAAAGAGUACCCAUCUGCCUCCUCUUCUUCCUCCUAUUAUUCUGUGUCUCCAGGAAUCAGAUAUUCUGAUAAUAUUGAUAAGUUGGAUUGGGAGACUCUUGUGCACCAGAAUCUACCUGGGCUAAUGGAUAUGGAUCAGGAUGACCGUGUGGUUUGGCCCAGAGACUCACUCUUCCGAUAUUUUGAGUUGCUGGAAAAGCUUCAGUAUAACCUAGAAGAGCGUAAGAUAUUACAACAGUUUGCAGUGCAGGCACUGAUGAGCUUUGAAGACAAGUAAAGCCUUCAAUGGAUGGUUUUGAAAUCUUUGGGCCCAGCAGAAGAUAAUGAAGGGAAUUCUCGGAAAUAGAGAAUUCAAAAUAUAAAUGUCUAAUAAAUACUGCUUUUGAGUUAACUAAUUAUGUUUCUGAGACAUAGGGACACUGAAAGCAUAAGGUCAGGCAAAAAAAUUAGUUCAGUUGCUCAUGGUGCCUGUGCUCCUUGCCAUUCCUUUCUCUCUACAGCUCUGUUUUAUUUUUUUAACUUUAUCAUUUAAUCUUGUAAUCUUCUACCCUUCUUGCAACCUCUACUUUCCCUAAGGCAGUCUGUAAAGCACUCUGUGGGAAGAGAUUCUCAGAGCUGUUGUUAGUACAACAAAAAAAUGUUGUUUCCAUUGUCUACUGACAUUACUUCUCUUAUGCACAAUUAAUGUUAUUUUUCUUUCUUUCUGAUCUUAAUUGGUUUUAUUUUGAUUCUAGAAUCAGGCAGUAGUCUGGACCAAAAAUUGUUCAGAUGCUCCCCAGGCACCAUUAAUUUCAGUCAGACAUUUUAUACCCAUUUCUGUGCUGAAAGAUAUAUUUUUUUAUUCCAAUUUUUUACCAUUGCUCAGAGCAGUAUUCAAAUCAACAUGUUACACAGAUUUUUAGUGUUAUGAAGGACCUCAGACUUAAUCUAUCUCACAUCAAUGCAGGAAAACCUUUGUGUGUAUGUGUAGUGCUGAGGUUGGGCCUCCUGUAUGCUAGGCAAGUGCUCUACCACUGAACUACAUCCCCACAGGAACAUCUUUUAAAACCUCAUUGAAAAGGUGAUUAUCUAGCCAUUAGUUAUUGUUAGUAGUUAUUGGUGAUUUACUACUAGAAGAGAUCCUAUUUCAUUAUUGGAUGACUCAACGAAGUUGAAAUGUUUAUUAUUAAAAAUUCUAUCACUUGAGUAUUUGACAUGGAUGGAAGGUAUAGUAUUAUGAAUAUUUAUAGUUUUUAUAAAAUAUAGUAUUAUGAAUAUAAAUAAUACUCUCUAUAUGGAAUAUAGGUAUAUAUUCCAUAAGAUAACCACAUAUGAAAGAUAUUUUUCUCUUAUUUUUUGGAGAUAAAAUUGAGACUUAAAAAAAAUUAGUAAGAUUUAAAAAAAAGUAAGGCUGAGCUCAGUGAUAUAUGCUCAUAAUACCAGAGGCUAAGGCAAGAGGAUCCCCAAGUUCAAGGUCAGAAAAUUUAGUAAGACCUUUUGUCAAAAUAAAACACAAAAAAGACUAUGUCAGAAUUCAGAGGUAGAGCAUUCCUGGGUUCAACCCCUAGUACUGCCAAAAAAAAAAAAAAAGUUGCCCAAGGGCACAUACCAAAUUAGAGACAGAAUUAAGAGUCUAAA
Ictidomys tridecemlineatus (thirteen-lined ground squirrel) is the source of this 3136-nucleotide messenger RNA. It is a transcript of the gene Catsper2, whose product is annotated as cation channel sperm associated 2. Gene Ontology annotation, molecular function: calcium-activated cation channel activity. Gene Ontology annotation, cellular component: membrane; CatSper complex. NCBI's taxonomy places the organism in Eukaryota, Metazoa, Chordata, Mammalia, Rodentia, Sciuridae. Gene Ontology annotation, biological process: fertilization; transmembrane transport; flagellated sperm motility. The record is from RefSeq and is a predicted model, not a curated record.